This is a messenger RNA of Panicum virgatum (switchgrass), 1425 nucleotides long. Its product is annotated as cytochrome P450 89A2-like. Gene Ontology annotation, cellular component: membrane. NCBI's taxonomy places the organism in Eukaryota, Viridiplantae, Streptophyta, Magnoliopsida, Poales, Poaceae. The transcript has a single exon. Bases 16 to 1425 code for a protein of 469 amino acids. The record is from RefSeq and is a predicted model, not a curated record. Gene Ontology annotation, molecular function: iron ion binding; heme binding; oxidoreductase activity, acting on paired donors, with incorporation or reduction of molecular oxygen, NAD(P)H as one donor, and incorporation of one atom of oxygen.
UUCCGGCACCAGGGGAUGGACGUCCUGCGCGCCGUCAGCCGCCUCCACGCGCGCCACGGCCCGCUGCUCGCGCUCCGCAUGGGCUCCCGCCUCCAGGUCACCGUCUCCGACCGCCGCCUCGCGCACCUGGCGCUCGUCGAGCGCGGCGCCGCGAUGGCGGACCGCCCGGAGUUCGCGCCGCGUGAACUACUGGGUCUCGACGCCCACGCCAUCACCACCUCCAGCUACGGCCCGCUUUGGCGGCUCUUCCGGCGCAACUUCGUGUCCGAGGUCGCGCACCCCGCGCGGCUCCGGCUGUUCGCGCCGGCGCGGGCGGCGGUGCUCGCCGAGCUCACGAACAAGCUGCGGCUUAUGGAGGGGGAAGGGGGCGGCGACCGAGGCACCAUCGUCGAGGCCUUCCAGCACGCCAUGUUCGGCCUCCUCGUCGCCAUGUGCUUCGGCGAGCGGCUCGAGGAGCGCGCCGUGCGCGACAUCGCCGCGGCGCAGCGCGACCUGCUGCUCUACUCCGGCAACCUCGGCGUCCUCGCCUUUCUGCCAGCCAUCACGACGCGCCUCUUCAGCGGCCGCAUUCGGGCCAUGGCCACCAAACGCCAACGGCUCAAGGACAUGUACAUGCCCCUGAUCCACGCGCGCAGGGAGCGCAAGAUCCACGGGUCGGCGCGGCGGGACUCCCAGACCAUGACGACGACGGCUGCGUUGCCGCAUUCUUACGUCGACACGCUGCUGGACAUCCGGCUCAACGACGACGAGGGCGGCCGCGCGCUGACGGACGACGAGAUGGUCGCGCUGUGCUCCGAGUUCCUCAACGCCGGCACGGACACCACGUCCACGGCCCUGCAGUGGAUCAUGGCGGAGCUCGUCAAGAACCCGGACAUCCAGGACAAGCUCCACGGCGAGAUCGAAGCCACCAUCGCCACCACCGGGUUGGAUCAUAUCUCCGAGGAGGACGUGCACAAGAUGCCGUACCUGAAAGCCGUAGUGCUGGAGGGCCUCCGGCGCCACCCGCCGGGGUACCUGGUGCUGCUACACGCGCCGGCGGAGGACAUGGAGCUGGGCGGGUACAUGAUCCCCAAGGGUACGACGGUGAACUUCAUGGUGGCGGACAUGAGCAUGGACGAGCAAGCAUGGGAACGGCCGACGCAGUUCGCACCGGAGCGUUUCCUCCCAGGCGGCGACGGCGAGGGGACGGACAUCACGGGCACGAGGGAGAUCAGGAUGAUGCCGUUCGGGGCGGGGCGGAGGAUCUGCCCCGGCCUCAACGUCGCAACUCUGCACCUCGAGUACUUCGUGGCGAACUUGGUGCGCGAGUUCGAGUGGCGGGAGCAGGAAGGGGAGGAGGUGGACGUCGACGGCGAGAAGGCCGAGUUCACCGUCGUCAUGGCCAACCCGCUCCGCGCGCGACUUGUGCCUAGAGGGAUUGUUUGA